Molecule: messenger RNA, 3161 nt
Organism: Ostrinia furnacalis (Asian corn borer)
Lineage: Eukaryota; Metazoa; Arthropoda; Insecta; Lepidoptera; Crambidae
Gene: Su(fu)
Product: suppressor of fused
Exons: 21
Coding region: 367-2862 (831 amino acids)
Cellular component (GO): cytoplasm; nucleus
Molecular function (GO): transcription factor binding
Source: RefSeq, a predicted model, not a curated record
UGUUUUCGCACAAACGAAGAUAAAGCAUUAGAAAAUAGAAAAAGACUGAAACGGUACCUGUAAAAGCUAUUGAGUGCUCAAGUGAAUACAAUAGAAUACAAAAUGUUAAACUGUAGUCUUCUAUUACUAAUUUAUCGGCGCAAAUAUCUCUCAUCAUCCAUCACACAUCAAGCGGAACUUUGGUGCCCAUUUUGACAAAAUGAAUAAGUGGAACACGCUCGUCUCAAGCAUUUUCGUUCAGAAACAAGCUGUAGCUGUCAUCUGUCAAAUGUUCAAAAAGGUUGGAAUUUCCACCAAACAGUUCCGGACCAAACAAAGGAAUUUCGGCCCAAAAAACGCCAAAUAAUUUAAUUUAAACCUUGAAUAAUGUCCAUGUCUGGCGCUGGGCCUUCCAGCCCUUCUGGUGUGGUGCGAAACAGCGCGCUAGCCUUCGUAGACGCCCAACAACCGCAGGCUGCGCAUACGCAGGACGAAUGUAUGCAGGACACGUCUAGGGACCAAAUGGGGCAGACUGACAGAAUGCCAAUGCCUGCCGGCCUUAAAGCCCUAUGUGAGGUGUACUCCAGACUCUAUCCUGAUCAGCCAAACCCCUUGCAGGUUACGACUAGGCUGAAAUAUUGGUUAGGCGGCCAUGAUCCUCUAGACUACAUCAGUAUGUACUGGAACCCCGGCAAACCGGAAGAGAACAUACCUCCACACUGGCAUUACGUCAGUUUCGGCAUAUCCGACCUCCACGGAGACGGACGGGUUCAUCCGCCGUCCCGCGACGGGUCAUCAGGCCUCGGUCUAGAACUGACGUUUCGGUUGCACGCCGAUGGACAUUCAUCGCCUCCGCUAUGGCCCGCUGCGUUACUGCAGGCGACUGCUAGAUACAUGUUUACGUAUAAUAACAAAUUCUGCGCCGGCGACCACAUAUCCUGGCACGCGCCGCUUGACCCGCGCGCGGCGUCACGCGUGCGACACUUGCUCGUCAGCAGCGACCCGCAGUUGGCGCCCGCGCGUACGUCGCAUGGAGCCGUCCAGUUCCUACAGUUAGUGGGUUGCACUGGCAGGGAGCUGAGGGCAGCGCAAAGAGGAUCCGGCUUCGACGUUUUAAAACUCAUUAGUGAAGACCCGAGAUGUGACGCAGGCUCGUGGUUAGUGACGCGAGUGAAUCGCCGCGUUUCUGCGCGCGGCGUGCGGCUGGCACCGGGCGCGCCUGCUCAGCUGGCCGGAGUCUCGGCGAGAUUGCAAUGGGCCGCCGUAUGUGGGGUAUGUAUUUUCCACAUUGCUUGGUUUCAGUUAGUGGGUUGCACUGGCAGGGAACUGAGGGCAGCGCAAAGAGGGUCCGGUUUCGACGUUUUGAAGCUUAUCAGUGAAGACCCGAGAUGCGACGCAGGCUCGUGGUUAGUGACGCGAGUGAAUCGCCGAGUUUCGGCGCGCGGCGUGCGGCUCGCACCCGGCGCGCCUGCUCAGCUGGCUGGCGUCUCGGCGAGGUUGCAAUGGGCCGCCGUAUGUGGGGCCCCCACAGAAGCAGAGCCCAGCCCUCCCGAGUUGCCGGCGUGUGUCGAACAACAGAUUAAAGACACACUGCAGCGAGGACUUAGCAGCAUGAGCUCAGAACGGACUGGACCUGAAGGUCACAUGUCGACAGAUAGCUUCGAAAUGUCAAGCAUUGAGAGAGCGCUGCCUCAUGUGCCAGAAUUAAUGCAGGACUCCCGCAGUGAAGGGCUCGUAGAAUAUUUCGACGAAGUCCACAUAGUCAUGAACGCAGAAGGAGCUAGCUUGCUGCCGCUGGCUAUAGAUGGCCGCGUGUCCCACGGCCGCCAUUUCACGUGGCGGGAGGGAGAGCGAGCAGUGACGCUGGUGCCGCCCUCUGUGGCCGGCGCUAUAGCCACGCCCGCGCAUCCGUUAGCCGCUAGCGGGGCUUGGCUACAGGUGCUAAUACCAAAGGAGCUAGCCGAAGACAUGUCCAAAAAGGUCGCCCAUCUUUCCCAACUGGCCGAAACCGACUCAGAAUCGGACUCCGACGAGGAAGCGAGCAAGCAAUCACCAGAACCUAUAGUGCUGCCUCUCACUCUAUCCUGGCCUAAAUACAGGAUCAAAAUCACGGUCGUGAAAAACCAUGAGCUGUUAUAUGUCAGAUGCGACACAGGCUCAUGGUUAGUGACGCGAGUGAAUCGCCGAGUUUCGGUGCGCGGCGUGCGGCUCGCAGCUCAGCUGGCCGGAGUCUCGGCGAGGUUACAAUGGGCCGCCGUAUGUGGGGCCCCCACAGAAGCAGAGCCUAGCCCUCCCGAACUGCCGGCGUGUGUCGAACAACAGAUUAAAGACACACUGCAGCGAGGACUUAGCAGCAUGAGCUCAGAACGGACUGGACCUGAAGGUCACAUGUCUACAGAUAGCUUCGAAAUGUCAAGCAUUGAGAGAGCACUGCCGCAUGUGCCAGAAUUAAUGCAGGACUCCCGCAGUGAAGGGCUCGUAGAAUAUUUCGACGAAGUCCACAUAGUUAUGAACGCAGAAGGCGCUAGCUUGCUGCCGCUGGCUAUAGACGGCCGCGUGUCCCACGGCCGCCAUUUCACGUGGCGGGAGGGCGAGCGAGCAGUGACGCUGGUGCCGCCCUCUGUGGCCGGCGCUAUAGCCACGCCCGCGCGUCCGUUAGCCGCCAGCGGGGCUUGGCUACAGGUGCUAAUACCAAAAGAGCUAGCCGAAGAUAUGUCCAAAAAGGUCUCCCAUCUUUCCCAACUGGCCGAGACCGACUCAGAAUCGGACUCCGACGAGGAAGCGAGCAAGCAAUCUCCAGAACCUAUAGUGCUGCCUCUCACUCUAACCUGGCCUAAAUAUAGGAUCAAAAUCACGGUCGUGAAAAACCAUGAGCUGUUAUAAAUUAUGUAGUUAAAAUUUUUCAAGGCAAAAGUGAAUAGGUACUUUGAUACAAUUUCACAAACGAUGCUUGCUUCUGAAGCAGCAAAUCGAACGCACAGCCUUGAAUAGAGAUCUGUGAUUGGUUCGUGUGUCACCCUGUGCGUCCACGCGCACUGUGAGACCUCGUAAUCGUUUCAGGGCAGAUAUGUACUAUACUAGACUGCAUCUCACUUAACAUCAGGUGCGAUUGCGGUCAAAUACCUGCCUUGUUCUGCAUAAAAAAAACUUGUAAAUAAAGGACUAGUACAGUUUUUGUUAUA